AUGCCUCGAGUGGCUCAGGUACCCCGCGCUGGAAGCGUCAGAGCGACCUCCGGGUCCAUGAACACCUCACCCUUCAAGAAUUCUCCUGUCAAAAUCCCCCUCAACGACGAUGUGGAAGAGAAGGCACGACGAGCGCAAUCCCGCCAUGCGCUGCAAGAGCGACAGAAGAACGAACUGAAAGCUGCUGCCGCGACACCGCUGCGCAAGAAGAGGCAGAGCUCAAGCUUAGAAGAUCUCGAGAAUUCCCCCGGAGGUUCCAGACCCAAGACACCCGGCGCUCGACACAGCCGCGGUCGCCACGCCGAAGAUGACGACGACGAAGAUAUCGUUGUUAGCGGAAGCACUGUUACGCCCAUGAAGCGAGUCCCGAUUCUCGCUAACUUCGAGGAGUGGAUGAAGAUGGCCACUGAUAACAAGAUCAAUGCAAACAACUCCUGGAACUUUGCCCUGAUUGACUACUUCCACGACAUGUCUCUUCUCAAGGAGGGUGAUGGCGUCAACUUCCAAAAGGCCAGUUGCACGCUGGAUGGCUGUGUCAAGAUCUACACCAGCAGAGUCGACAGUGUCGCAACAGAGACCGGCAAGCUUCUUAGUGGUCUCGCAGACAAUAACAGCAAGAAGAAGGACCGUGAUGGCGAUGAUGCCGAGGGCGAAGAGAGCGAGGAAGAGGUCGACGAAGACGGCAACGUGAGGAAGAAGUCGAAGCGAAAGACUCAACGAUCCUCAGAAGCGACUCUCGCACCAAACUUCUCCUCUCUCCAACUCAAGAAGUUCGAGCUCGAAUUCGCCGUCGACCCCUUGUUCAAAAAGACAUCCGCAGACUUCGAUGAGGGUGGCGCAAAGGGCUUGCUCCUGAAUCACCUUAUGAUCGACUCUCAAGGACGCAUCGUCUUCGACAGCAGUGACGAUGUUGGCGAUGCGAAGACCUCAAAGACAAGAAAGAAGGACACCGCGGAGGAUGAGGAAGACGGAACUCCUGAGCCUUCCAUGGUGGACGAGCCCGAACCCGAGCCCGAACAGACCGAAGACGUUGAAAUCGAUCUGGGUGCCCUCGGUGCGAAAUUCUUCCCCGAUGUGACCAUCGUCGAUGAGCUGGACGUUUGCCCGUCUUUGAAGACGUUCGAUCUCGGCAAUCCCUCCGGCUCUAUGGACAUCCCUUUCCUAAGGGCACCGGAAGACUGGAGAGGCGAAAAGGAGAAGACCGCUGAUCCGCUUGGCGAUAACUCCGGCAUGUUUAUCGACGGCGACAACGCUGCAGGUUUCGACGAUGACGACCUUGGCCUCGGCGGCUUCGAUAUCGGCGGCGAUGUCGCAUUCGGCGAGGGUGGUGAGGCUUGGGCCAAGGAAGCAGCUCUCGAACCGCAAAUGCGGGUCUACGAUGCCGGCCUUGGCAACGAUAAUGGCGAAGGCGGCGAUGUCGAGAUGCUUGACCAGGAUAACGGCGACUUUGUCAUUUCCAUGAGCCAUGCGCAAACCGCCGACAAGAUGCACGAGGAUAUCCUUGGGUACUUUGAUCACGCUCUGCAGAAGAACUGGAGCAGCGCCGAACACUGGAGAAUCAGAAAGAUCAAGGACAUCAACAAGCCCGCGGCCCCUGCUCGGCAGCGCAAGGAAAAGGAGCCCUUCGAAAUUGACUUUGCUGCGCCUCUCGACCAGACCUUGGCCGAUGUCCUGUACACGAAAGCCUCAAGCAACUCAGCCAUCUCCAUGCCCAAAAAGGAUUGGAUCUCGAAAUCGCGGAAUCUGCUGCCGGACGACAAGCACUUCAGCUCCAAGUCACUCCUCAACCUGUUCCUCAAGCCCAAGGCUCGUCUCAGCAGGAGACGCGUCCUUGGCAACAAGGGAGGCGCCUUCGGCAAUGGAGGUCAAGACAUGGACGUUCCAGCGGGCGAGAUGGACGAGGCAUUCUGGGCGCAGCAGAAGGAGCCGAUGCACGGCACCGAGGAGGAAACGGCACUGCCCCAGGGAGAUUACGACGCGAACUUCUUCCAAGACGAUGCCCUUCCCUUCGCUGGCGGUCUCGAGGACGAGGAUGAUGAGUUUGCCGAUGCUCGCGAGCACCUGUCUCCCGGCGCCGAGGGCGACCCGGGAGCUACCGAGACAGCAGGUAUGACCGCUCUGCUCGGCAGCGACGCAGUCACGAACGCCUUGACCGGCGCCUUUGGCACCACAUUAGUCACCCAGACUCGCCGUCUCCGGCCAGACUACGUGCAAUAUGCUCGUGUGGCCAAGAGAGUGGACGUCAGGCGACUAAAGGAAGAAAUCUGGAAGGGCAUGGGUCUCGAGAGUCUCGAGCCAGAAGCCACCGCAACUCCCACACCAAGCCCGCCCGAGGACCCUUCAAAGGACCCGACCCUGAAGUUCACCGACGUUAUGAACAACCUGCAGACAGUCUACAACAAGCCGCAGAUGGAGGACAUCUCCACAAGUUUCUGCUUCAUCAGUCUGCUCCACCUGGCCAACGAGAAGGGCCUGGUUGUCGAGAAGACGCCGGAUCUCACAGAGCUCAUGAUCCGCAAGGACUGGACGGCCGAGAUCUCUGCAGGCGGCGAUUAA
Messenger RNA from Colletotrichum karsti, 2556 nucleotides. Its product is annotated as condensin complex component cnd2. NCBI's taxonomy places the organism in Eukaryota, Fungi, Ascomycota, Sordariomycetes, Glomerellales, Glomerellaceae. Gene Ontology annotation, biological process: mitotic chromosome condensation. The transcript is spliced from 4 exons. The record is from RefSeq and is a predicted model, not a curated record. Bases 1 to 2556 code for a protein of 851 amino acids. Gene Ontology annotation, molecular function: chromatin binding. Gene Ontology annotation, cellular component: condensin complex.